AUGACGGACCAGGAUCGCAUGAGCAAAUGCGAAAAGAACAUCGAGGUGGGCAACUUUGCCAAGGUUGUCAGUCGAAUUCGCUCGCUGAUGAGUCCACAGCGGAAGAAACACUUUGCCCGAGACUGGAAUGCGUUGGGCGGCAAGCUGCGUUUUUGCUACAAGCAGCUGGAAAUGCUUGCGAUUGCUGAGGAGCGUAACCUGGAUUGGGUCCCGAAUUACUUGGAGUACCUAGACCUCAGACCAAACGAAAGUUCAGCUGCUGAAUGGAAAGAUAAGGCGGAGGCGGAGAUGCAGGUCUGCGCGUAUCAGCUCUUACGUCGGUGGCAACGGCAGUCCCAAGGCACGAAGUACGGCUACUUGCUGCAGAAGGAGAUUAGCGGUUCUGCCAGCCCAUUCAUCAUGACCGGAAAGGCUGCUGUCCCUGGAACCAUGAUGCCGGCGUCGGGGCAGUUUUCCCUGUGCUACGGCACGGGCACGUCCUUGAGCGAGGUGUCUGCCAUGCGCACCGAUGCCCUUGGCGGUUGGGCGGACGAGCUUUGGCUUCUCUGCUCUACGGCAGCCCCGGAAGUGCCCACGAACGUCCUUCGCGCGGCUGCGCCGUCGGCGCUGUCCAUGGCACCCUCGCUGGAGUGGAACGGCGCCGCCUUGCGAGCGGAUUUCCAGGUACCGAUCUUGUGGCCCUUGGGCGAGCCGAUCGACCCACUUCGCAACUCCGACUUCUACGACGAGACCAAAUCCGGGUCAUACAUCUACGGUGGUGACCCCAGUACAUAUCAUGACUGGGAAUUCAGGACGCUCUUGCGCCUGAAGCUCUACGAGGAUGCCAUCCGUGCGAAGGCCAGUGCGCAAUCCCGUCAGGGAUCCCAAAGAGGAGACUCUGACGCGGGGGGCGCCCGUGCCGAGGCCGAGCCUGGUGCCGGCGAUGAUGGCGAGGACCCAGACGGGCCUGGAGAGGAUGAUGGCGAGGAUCCCCCGCGACCCGCCGCAGAUGCGACCCAGAGCGGCGCAACCCACGACGACGCGUACUUCGACUUCGAGACGCUCUCCGCCCGAGGCGGAAGAGGAAAAGGGCGUGGAGACAAGAGCCCACGCGUUGUCUCUAUGGAAAGCGCCGAGCUGGCGCCGGCGAGCACGAAGGCGAGGACGGAAAUGGUACAUCGCGUACUCGAAGGCCUCCGAGACGACGCCUUUGAUCUGGCGCGAGAUAUGGGCGUUGAGGCCCUGACAGCACCUGGAGGACUGCGCCGUUACAUUGCGAAGCUGCGCGAGAUGGUAUUUCCGCGCGCUGCGGAAGAAGCCAGAGAGCUCUUCCGCGUGGGACAGAGGCCUGGUACCCUGUCACGCCAGUCCGGCGAAUCGAUGCUGUCGUACGUUUCACGACGACGCCGGUGGUGGAAGUUGCUCAAGACGCUGGACAGUUCCAUCGAGCUUUCGGAGCCGAUGCGAGUAGAGCUACUCCUUGAGCUCUCGGGACUAUCUAGACAGGAGUCCCUGGUCAUUAAGGCAUGCACCAAAGACCCAAAGGGCUUUGAGUCCGUUGCCGAGACCCUGGUCGAGCACUACACCGGCGUGCGCCUGAAGGAAGGCCGAGCCCUGGGAGGCUCGAUGCCCUCAGCAAAGGGUACCGGAAGGACCCCCUUCUACAAGGGCAAAGGAAAAGGGAAAUCUCGAGGAUUCCCUCGAAGAGCCUAUGCCGCCUUCGACGACGAGAUAGCCGAAGAGGAGUACCCAGAGGAGGACUCCCAUGAACCCCUCGACUACAUCCCCGAGGCCUACGUCGCUGAAGAGCAAUGGGGAGACGAAGACGUCGAGGAAGAAUUUGAGGAGUAUGAGGUGGACGACGCUGAGGCGGUCACGUUGAACACCCUGGAGCUCUUCGAGGACCAGACCCCAGAGGCUGGCCACGCGAUCCAGCUUUCUCUUGCUGCCCACACAGCUGUCGGCAAAGCCAAGGGCAAGGGAAGGAAAGGACGCGGAAAAGGGAAAGGUAAGGUAGUCAGAAGUCACCUUACACUUGAGCAGCGCCGAGACAAGCUGAAGGCGCUGAAGGCCAAGUCGAAAUGCUUGCGCUGUGGCGGAACAGGACACUGGGCAGGCGACCCAGAGUGCAAGUUCCCUGCCGGAACUGGCAAGUCCGGUGGAAAGGCCGCCAACGUAGCUGUCAUGGCACGUGCGGACCUGAGUCGCCCCGACGGAUUCGACAUACCGUCUGGCACACCGGACAUAGACCCAUCGGGCUAUGUUGUGCGCGCCACAGCUGGUGCAGUCUCUAAAGCAAGGAGCAAGGCUGCAGCAUCAGGGUACCCAAUGGGACCCACGCCGAUCCCGAUGGAGAUGGAAGGUGGAGAUAGGAAGUUCUACCUCGGUCAGCACCGAGGGAAGACCUAUGCUGAAGUGGCGUCGAACGCUGAGUACGUCACCUGGGCCCAACUUCAGACGAACCCGAGUCGCCAACUCCAAGACUUCCUGGCCUGGUUCUCGAGAUACUACACCAUCCAGAACGGCGAGGUGGUCACACGAGCUGGCGAAGGUCUUCCCGAGGGACACUAUGUGCCCCUUGUGAAGAACAAGAAGGGGAGCAAGAAGCCCCCGAAUCCUCCACUGGAGCGCUGUGCCCAGGGAUGCAACGACUUCUCGCACUUAGGCUCGACCAUGAACAUCCUCAGGAAGACGUGCCGGGACUGUGGUAACGUGAGCCAAGAGCCGCGUCAGAUCACCUACACGCACGACCCGGCGACCUGUCCCCAUGAUGUGGUGGAUCGUAGAGGCAGUUCACGAUCGGUUUCCCGCACGUUCUGCAAGCAGUGCGGAACCUUCGUGGACGAGGUCCCCGCCGAAUUCCAGAAGGAAAGAAGGAAGGCUGCAGGGCAGGCCUUGGCGGCCACGGAAGAGGCCCUCUCCAUGAUCCAAUACACCACUUCGGAAGAUGCGACCCGCGAACUCAACUCCGACGAGGUCGAGUCCGUCCUCAGCAUCUUCACCGACGACAUCAUGGAGUCAAUGGCUAUGGGGAUCAGUAUGACCCCGAAUGUCAUGCAUGGUCGACUCAAGGAAGCGAUCAGCCGAAGUCGUAUGCUCAGCAACGACGAACCAAGGGGGUAG
This is a messenger RNA of Symbiodinium natans, 3102 nucleotides long. Lineage: Eukaryota; Dinophyceae; Suessiales; Symbiodiniaceae. The record is from the annotation of a GenBank genome assembly.